AUGGACUUCCUCCGCCUCCCCCCCAGUCUCCGACACUCCCUGCUCCACCAGCCACUCCUCCGCCGCUACCUCUCAACAACAUCAACAUACCAACCCUUCAACGACCCGACCCCCUUCAUCCCCACCACCCCGUCCCUCCUAACCCUCUCAACCACAAACCUAAACACCUACCAGAUCGCCCUACCACCCACCCCAACCCAAUUACGAUACGCCCAUACCUUCUUCGUCUCAGCCCCACCGACCUACCUCUUCACCUCCCCCUUCUUUCGCUCCUUCCCGCCGUCUCAACACCCCGAAGUCGCAUUCCUCGGCCGCUCGAAUGCGGGAAAGUCCUCCCUCCUCAACGCCUUGUUCGGACGAACUAAUGUCCGCGAUGCGCAUGUUUCGAAACGACCAGGACGAACGAAGACGAUGAAUGGAUUUGGUGUUUCUGGUGGCUUGGUCAUGGGUAGAGCUCCACUGGAAGGGCAGAGAGAGGUAGCCUGGAAACGUUUCCCGCGGGGUGGAGUGGUAGUGGUAGAUAUGCCCGGCUACGGCGGUGGGAGCAGAGAGGAAUGGGGCAAGGAGGUGAUGAAGUAUCUGGAGAACCGGAAGCAGUUGCGGCGGACGUUCGUGCUGGUGGAUGCCGAGCAUGGGCUCAAAGGGACGGAUAUCCAGUUACUGACGCAUUUGAGGCGGCGAGGGGUUGCUCAUCAGAUUGUUUUGAGCAAAGUCGAUAAACUUCUGUUCCCUAAUGCGAAGCCGCCGGGUGCAGAGAAAUUGAGUAAUGGGCUUCUGAAGCUCAAGGAACUUUGUGCGGAUGUUAAGAGUACGCUGAAUCGGGAGGCGGGCGAUGGGAGGGAGCGGUUGAUGGACGUGCUUUGUUGUAGUUCGGAGAAGAGUUUGGAGGUGGGGAGUCAGGGGCAAAGGGAAAAGAAGGUGGGGGUUGAUGAGGUGAGGUGGGCGGUAUUGAGUGCUUGUGGGUUGGAGUGCGAUGAGAAGGGUGGGAGGAGGAAGAUGGGGGGGAUGGAUAUUAAGAUCCAGGAUGAGGGGUGA
Recurvomyces mirabilis is the source of this 1035-nucleotide messenger RNA. RefSeq lists its product as uncharacterized. NCBI's taxonomy places the organism in Eukaryota, Fungi, Ascomycota, Dothideomycetes, Mycosphaerellales, Teratosphaeriaceae. The record is from RefSeq and is a predicted model, not a curated record. The transcript has a single exon. Gene Ontology annotation, cellular component: mitochondrion. The coding region runs from base 1 to 1035 and encodes 344 amino acids. Gene Ontology annotation, molecular function: GTP binding.